Messenger RNA from Gongylonema pulchrum, 506 nucleotides. Lineage: Eukaryota; Metazoa; Nematoda; Chromadorea; Rhabditida; Gongylonematidae. The record is from the annotation of a GenBank genome assembly.
AAUGCAAAAAAAAAGUGCCAAUUCCUCAAAAAGGCAUCGAUUGCAGGUGAUUGCUAUUACUGUGUAGCAGGUUGCCCAGAACCACGUGCCGAUCAUGCUCGUUGUUGUGUUGAAAUGGGACUUGCAAUGAUCAUUGCUAUUCGGCAAUUCGACGAGGAUCGUGGCCAACAGGUCAACAUGCGUGUUGGCAUACAUACCGGAAAAGUAAUGUGUGGUAUGGUUGGCAUGAAAAGGUUCAAAUUUGAUGUUUUUUCAAAUGAUGUAACGCUAGCAAAUGAAAUGGAGUCAACAGGACUAGCGGGUCGUGUACAUGUCUCCGAAGUCACUGCGAAAUUCCUCAACAACGAAUAUAUCCUAGAGGAUGGCCCCGAACAUGCUGGUAUGCUGCUUGUUCAUUUUUUUAGGGCAAUAAUAUCCCGAAAAAUCCGAGAAUUCGGAAGCGUGGGAAUUUUUGGAUAUACAUUUUCUGAUACAUGCAGCCCAGGAUCAAAAAGUCUGGCAUAGCU